CUUUCAAUGCCAUCUGUUGUGUGAAAAGCGAGUCAUUUGUCAUAUAAUGAGAUGACAUGUGUUUGGCGUUUGAAAUACAUUUCAAUUGAUUUGAUGUCUUGUUUUGGAUCAGUUAGGGAUUACUUAGGAUUCAAUUAAUGUGAUGUCAUAUCCUGUAAGUCAUAAGACUGUUGUUAUAUUAGAUGAAAGCAACUAUUUUUUGGAGACGAGUUGUGACCUGACGUUUGAUUUCGAUGUCAUCAAUAGAAGUCGUCAGCCGUCGGGAAUCAUCCCUUUAUGUCCAAUAAGUAAGACAUUGUGGACCUGUUGUGUUGAAGCCAUCGCUGAAUAUUGUCGCAUAGUUUGGGAUAUUUUCCCAAAUGGCGAGCGACUCAUCCGUUUGGUUGUUUGCGGACCCGAAUCGGCCACUCAUUUGAAUGACUGGAAUCCCGAAGUUCAGUCUUUGCAGAAUUGUAUGCAAUGGUUGGCCAAAUGCGGGACAAUUGCACACUUGAAGGCCAAUCAAUACAAACCAUUAGAAAAUUGUCAAAUUAUUAAUGGCUUUCAUAAGGCUAUAGAAGCGCUUUCAAUGCCAACACAACUUCAACAAUCAAAAGAGUCGUCUAAAGAGUGGCCAAAUAAGGGCCGAAUUGUCUGUAUUUCUGCUUUUUCUAACGAUUCACACAUCAAAUCUGUUGUAGAAUCAGUUAAAGACAUAAUUAUCGAAAACAAUGAAUUAAUUUCAAAACAAAGAAGUGUUGACACAAAUUGUCAGUUAAUGCCAAUAACUAACUGUGAGUUAGUCUUUAUUAACACGUUUCCAAUUGAAGACCAGUCGGCGAUAUCGAAGAUAAUUGAAAUACCGAAACAUCAAUUGAAUGCUUAUAUUUCAUCGGAAGUUCAUUCGGUAAAAUCUGGUCGCUUUCUGGCCGCUAAGCUCUCAUAUUUAGUGUUAAAUCACUAUGACUUGGCCUCGACUACAGUGAGUGGUAUACCAAUGAAAGAGGAACAGAAUGCAAGUUCUUCAGCCAAUUAUGACGUCGAGAUUGUCCACUCAACCGAAGCACAUACAGACUCAUUCAGAUCUGGUCUUAUAAGUGACGGAAUUUGUAACAAAACAUAUCGCGAGGGCUUUACAUACGAUACAAUUAGUCUUAAAUGGUGUACUCCGAGGACUAAUGCAGUAGAGCUUCACUACUGUACCGGUGCUUUUCGGUUCACUUCAGUUGAUGUCAAUAGUCGUCCAUCCAGUUGUCUCACAAAUUUCCUAUUGAGUGGACGGACUGUAAUGUUAGAAAUGCCGAGAGCGAGAAACUCCAAACUAAUGUCACAUAUGUUAUCGAGUCAUUGCGGGGAACUAUACAUUCAUACAUUAGGCACCGGUAGAUCAACUCUAGAAGAUCCUCCUUCGAUUAGUGAGGGAAGUGGUGGCCGAGUCACUGAUUACCGAAUUAAUGAUUUCGGAGAAAUGAUGAAAAAGAAUCGAUUAGUUCCGUGUCGUGUCAUUCAAAGUAAUAAUAAGGAUGUCUUAAUGCCCAUUGAAAAAGCAAAACAAUCUUUGGUUAAACAAACUAUUUAUUGGCCACUUGUCAUCGGUCACACCAUUCUAUUUAAUAUUCAAAUGCAAUUCCCGUCAUUCCUUAGUUUAAUACCCAAAGAACACUUGACUGAAGAAGAAGUACUUGAAUGCAAGAAAGCAAUCUAUCAUUUGAUGGGAAUGGAAAAUAAAGGCACUAAUCUUCCGGUGCCUACAAUUGGUAUCAAAGGAAAAGGACCGAAAAGAGAAGAAUUAUAUAGAAUGUUAUGGAAUGAAAUGGAGUUUUUUGUCCGAAGCUAUUGUGUGACUCCCGAACAUCAAUCGGUUCUUUCGUGUUUACUCGAGUGCCGAUCGGGUUCUCUCAAAUCAGACACUCACUUAAACUCCGCUUCAGUCACCCGAACGACCAAUUCUGAAACAAAUGAAGAGUUGACUAAAAAACCGACAAAUGGUGUCAAAAGUAGUGUCGAUAGUGAGUGGGCUUUCAAAGAGUUGAAUUGGGCCCGACAUGAACUCAAACUUAUGAGUGAAAACCAAACUACUAAUAGUAAGGCUUCAGAACCACAUUUGAAAAAGUUUAAGUCAAAUGUCAUGGACUCGACUACUAAUGGUUCCCUAUCUUUGCUAAGCAUUUGGACGAAUAAACUGAAUGAAGAAAACUCAAAGAAACGUUUGGAAUUCGCCGGUCGGACUAAUUGUGACUCAAAUAUUGCCAAACUUUAUGUAAAUUUAAACGAAAGUAAAAAUGAUAAUCAAUAAUAACAUCUCUUUCUAAUAAUUAUGGC
Molecule: messenger RNA, 2301 nt
Organism: Oppia nitens
Lineage: Eukaryota; Metazoa; Arthropoda; Arachnida; Sarcoptiformes; Oppiidae
Gene: asun
Product: integrator complex subunit 13-like
Exons: 1
Coding region: 143-2275 (710 amino acids)
Biological process (GO): centrosome localization; regulation of mitotic cell cycle
Cellular component (GO): integrator complex
Source: RefSeq, a predicted model, not a curated record